Diorhabda sublineata is the source of this 1620-nucleotide messenger RNA. It is a transcript of the gene b, whose product is annotated as cysteine sulfinic acid decarboxylase. The transcript is spliced from 4 exons. Bases 1 to 1620 code for a protein of 539 amino acids. Gene Ontology annotation, biological process: carboxylic acid metabolic process. NCBI's taxonomy places the organism in Eukaryota, Metazoa, Arthropoda, Insecta, Coleoptera, Chrysomelidae. Gene Ontology annotation, cellular component: cytoplasm. Gene Ontology annotation, molecular function: pyridoxal phosphate binding; carboxy-lyase activity. The record is from RefSeq and is a predicted model, not a curated record.
AUGCCUGCUAACAGAAGAGAACCUGUCGUCUGCGUUGACGAUGAACCAGCUAGUUACAGUGAUGCAAUUGCAACAUCUUCAGAUGAAGAGAAUCAGUUUUGUGAAAUUAAUGUGAAAGUAUGUCCGAAUAAUCAUGAAAAAACUGCAACUUUUCAAAGCUAUAGUUCAAAAAAGGAUCACGAGAAUUUUUUUCGUGAUAGCUUGGAACUAAUUUUGAAUUAUGGUGUUUUCAACGGGACCGACAGAAAGAAUAAAGUGCUCAAUUUUGAAGAGCCCAACCGUCUUCGAGAAAUUUUUGACUUCAAUUUGAAAAGCUCUCCAUCAACACAUCCUGAAUUGUUAAAAUUAUUGAAAGAUGUCAUCCAUUAUUCGGUUAAGACGGGUCAUCCCUAUUUUGUUAAUCAAUUAUUUUCUUCGUUGGAUCCUUACGGUCUUGUUGGACAAUGGCUUACAGAUGCACUCAAUUCUAGUGUUUAUACCUACGAAGUUUCACCUGUUUUUACAUUGAUGGAAGAAACUGUUUUGAAGGAAAUGAGGAAAAUUGUCGGGUACGAUGAUGGUGAAGGUGAUGGUUUAUUUUGCCCAGGUGGCUCAAUGGGUAACGGAUACGCCAUAAAUUGUGCUAGAUACAAGUGUAUGCCAUCUAUUAAGACGAAAGGAAUAACACAAAUGUCUCGUUUGGUCCUCUUCGCAUCGGAACAAUGCCACUAUUCGGUAUCAAAAUUGGCUUCAUUUCUCGGGAUUGGAUCAGACAAUGUAUAUGCCGUCAAUACAGAUGAAAAAGGAAAACUAGACGUUAUUCAUUUACGUGAAGAAAUCGAAAGAGCUUUAUCCGAGAAUGCAAUUCCUUUUAUGGUUAGUGCAACAGCAGGCACAACAGUCUUAGGAGCUUUCGAUCCCCUAGACAAAAUAGCGGACCUUUGUGAAGAAUAUAAUUUAUGGUUUCACGUUGAUGCGGCUUGGGGAGGAGGUGCAUUGAUGUCAAAUAAAUAUCGAUAUUUAUUAACAGGAAUUGAAAGAUCUGAUUCAGUUCUCUGGAAUCCUCAUAAACUGCUUGCCGCUCCUCAACAAUGCUCCACGUUGUUGAUACGACACAAAGGUAUAUUAGCAGAAGUUAAUGGUACUCAAGCCGCAUACUUAUUCCAGAAAGAUAAAUUUUACGAUACUUCAUACGAUACAGGUGACAAGCAUAUACAAUGUGGAAGAAGAGUAGAUGUAUUGAAAUUUUGGUUCAUGUGGAAAGCAAAAGGAACAUCUGGUUUCGAAAAACACAUCGACAAAGUGUUCGAGAACUCAAAAUAUUUUUUGGAAUGUAUAAGAAACAGAGAAGGCUUCGAAUUAGUACUUGACGAUCCAGAAUGCACGAAUGUAUGUUUCUGGUACAUUCCACCAAGUUUACGAAACGUUAAUAAAUCAGAUCCAUUGUACAAAGAGAAGCUACACAAAGUUGCACCAAAGAUCAAGGAAAAAAUGAUGAAGGAAGGGAGCAUGAUGAUAACCUACCAGGCGCAGAAAGAACAUCCGAAUUUCUUUAGAAUCGUGUUUCAAAAUUCAGGCUUAGAAAAAACUGAUAUGACUUAUUUUAUUGAACAAAUAGAAAAACUAGGGGAAAAUCUUUAA